CAUGAUUUUUUGUCUUCAAUUAUUUUAAGGGAGAGAAACAACACAUUUUCGAUACACAUGAACUCAAGAAUUCUGAGAAAAACUGGAAACAUGGACUACUCUUUCCCUCUCCAUACCUGCGAUUAUAAUGUCCACAAGCUUUACAAUAUCAUAAACAGGUCUCAUGCACUCAUCCAUUGUAUAGCCAUAGCUUUCUUGGUUUACUAUAGAGCUUCCUUUCUCUUUCAAAACCUUGAAAUCAGAGCCACACCUAUCGUUCCAUGGCUUCUGGUUUUUACCUCUGAGCUUCUUCUCUCCUUCAUGUGGCUCCUUGGCCUAGGUUCUCGGUGGAGACCUGUUUGUCGAACUGUGUUUCCCGAAAGAUUGCCCGAGGAUAGCAAACUCCCUGGGAUUGAUGUGUUUAUAUGCACUGCGGAUCCUGAUAAAGAGCCAACCGUGGAGGUGAUGAACACAGUUUUGUCCGCCAUGGCAUUGGAUUACCCGGUGGAGAAGCUUCAUGUGUAUUUAUCAGAUGAUGCUGGUGCUGCUAUAACUUUGCAUGGCAUGAGAGAGGCUUGGAAGUUUGCAAGGCGGUGGCUUCCAUUUUGCAGGAGAUAUGGAAUCAAGACAAGGUGCCCUAAUGCUUACUUUUCUGGUGGUGAGGGUGAAUAUAACCACCACAGGAGUACCCAGUUCAUAGUUGACAAGGAAAAGAUUCAGGAAGAAUAUGAAAAAUUCAAGGAAUGUAUAAUGAGAACAAGUGAAAAUGGUUGGCACGGAGAAAGAAGCAGCUGGAAUAGGUUGAAUCACUCUCCAAUAAUUGAGGUGAUGGGCGAUACGUUGCAAGAAGAUAAUGUUAAGUUGCCCCUGCUCGUCUAUGUUUCUCGUGAGAAAAUGCCUUUUUAUCCUCACCAUUUCAAAGCUGGAGCCCUUAACGUCCUUCUCAGAAUCUCAGGUGUACUAAGCAAUUCCCCAUAUAUAUUAGUACUGGACUGUGACAUGUUCUGCAAUUAUUCAACCUCGGCUAGGCUAGCCAUGUGUUUCCACCUUGAUCCCAACAUUUCUUCCUCGCUUGCAUUCGUUCAGUUUCCUCAAAUGUUUCGCAAUGUCAAUCUUAGUAAUCGUAUUUAUGAUUAUAAAAUUAGACCUGUGUUCAAGCUGCAAUGGCAUGGCAUGGAUGGGGUGAAUGGUCCGAUCUUAUCCGGUACCAACUUUUACAUCAAGAGAGACUCAUUAUUUGAUAGCCAUAUUCACCAUGAAGAUUAUUACCAGCCUGGAAGCUUGAGAACGGUUGCAGAUGACUACUCUUCAUUGGUAGAAGAUACCAAAGUUUUAGCCUCUUGCAAGUAUGAAGAUGACUCAAAAUGGGGUGACAAAGUUGGUUUCAUGUAUAACACUGUGGUAGAAGAUUACUUGACAGGGCUUAAAUUACACUGCAGAGGCUGGAAAUCAGUGUACCUUAGCCCUGCAAAGCCAUGUUUUUUGGGCACUUCGCCUACAAAUUUAAAUGACCUAUUGAUUCAGAAUACAAGAUGGAGCUCUGGACUUGUUGGAAUUGGCAUCUCAAAAUUCUGCCCUCUCAUAUAUGGGCCAUCAAGAAUGUCUUUUCUUCAAAGCGUGUGCUAUGCAGAAUUUGCAUUUUUUCCACUUUUUUACUGCUUGACUUUAUGCUGUUUUGCAACCAUCCCUCAACUGUGUCUACUUGGUGGCAUCUCUUUGUACCCCGAGGUUUCAAAUUCGUUCUUUCUCAUAUUCUCAUUCAUUUUUAUAUCUGACGUUGUUAAACAUCUAUGCGAAUGCUUCUUCACCGGAGGGUCAAUCCAGACAAUGAUAAAUGAACGAACGAUAUGGAUGAUAAUGUCAGUUACAUGCUACUUAUAUGGAAGCUUAGAUGCUAUUAUGAAGAUUCUUGGCUUGAGGGAAGAUAGUUUCUUGCCAACCAAUAAAGUGGAGGACGAUGAUCAAGUUAAGCUAUACCAAAUGGGAAAAUUUAAUUUCCAAACUUCAACAAGGUUACUUGCUCCAUUGGUUACCAUAAUAAUCUUGAACAUGGCAUCAUUUUUUGUGGGCACUAUAAGAAUGAUCGUUGCUGGUGGUUUUUAUGAGUUAUUUGGGCAAGUUUUCCUCUCAUUUUAUAUCUUGGCCAUGAAUUACUCUAUAAUUGAAGGGAUGAUGAUAAGGAAGGAUAAGGGUCGUGUUCCACCAUCUGUGACUCUACUAUCUGCUAUUUUCUCUGUGAUUUUGUUGGCUUUGGGAUCUAUCAUUCUCAUGUAUUAACUAUUAUGCUAUUAAGCUUUGGUUCUUUUACUAUUUAUUUUUGGAAAAAUAAGCUCUGGGAUGUUAAUUUAAAGUUUUCAAUUGAAUGAAUAAAUAUGAAGUGUGUGACUUA
Hevea brasiliensis (rubber tree) is the source of this 2368-nucleotide messenger RNA. RefSeq names its product cellulose synthase A catalytic subunit 8 [UDP-forming]. Gene Ontology annotation, cellular component: trans-Golgi network; plasma membrane. The record is from RefSeq and is a predicted model, not a curated record. Gene Ontology annotation, biological process: plant-type primary cell wall biogenesis; cellulose biosynthetic process. The transcript is spliced from 8 exons. NCBI's taxonomy places the organism in Eukaryota, Viridiplantae, Streptophyta, Magnoliopsida, Malpighiales, Euphorbiaceae. Bases 58 to 2256 code for a protein of 732 amino acids. Gene Ontology annotation, molecular function: mannan synthase activity; cellulose synthase (UDP-forming) activity.